This is a messenger RNA of Polyodon spathula (Mississippi paddlefish), 1487 nucleotides long. RefSeq names its product protein YIF1B-A-like. Gene Ontology annotation, cellular component: endoplasmic reticulum membrane; Golgi membrane; endoplasmic reticulum-Golgi intermediate compartment. The coding region runs from base 351 to 1211 and encodes 286 amino acids. The record is from RefSeq and is a predicted model, not a curated record. Gene Ontology annotation, biological process: endoplasmic reticulum to Golgi vesicle-mediated transport. NCBI's taxonomy places the organism in Eukaryota, Metazoa, Chordata, Actinopteri, Acipenseriformes, Polyodontidae. The transcript is spliced from 8 exons.
CCACGGAGCGCUCCACGUAUGCGAAAAAAUGCUUCAAAACACGUUCUCCGUGUUGUAAGCAUAGUCAAGCAGUUUAGCUCUAGCUCGGCUGCGUGGUUAAGUGGACUUUUCUAUUAAAAGCAGCCGCAGCCUGUCGGAAGCUUUUAUUUCUAAUCUCAAUGGGCACCUUGCAGUAUUUAUUCAACAAGGGUGAUGAGCAGGACGCAAGCGAUAGCACGAGUUUGGAGCACCUCGCGUUUAAACAGCUGUCUACUGCGUUAUUUUAUUUAGUUGGAUGGUGAAUUAAAGUCUGUGGUGGUAUUGUAAUAUCUGUUUGUAGCAGCAGCUCCAAGAAAGCCUCAAAGGUUAGGAUGAGGGGAGCAGCAUCUGACAUGGCAGAUCCGAACCAGCUCUUCGACGACACUAGUGCCCACGCGAGGUCACCUGCCGUGGGGUACAGAGGUCAGGAAACACCAGGGAUGGGUUACCAGGCACAGGCCCUGCUCACAGAGCCCAUGUCUAACUUCGCUGUGGCCUACGGGAGCAGUCUGGCUAGCCAAGGAAAGGAAAUGGUGGACAAAAACCUUGACAGAUUCAUCCCCAUCUCUAAACUGAAGUACUACUUUGCUGUAGAUACAGUCUAUGUGGGAAAGAAGUUGAGGCUGCUGGUCUUCCCUUACAUGCAUCAGAACUGGGAGGUGAGGUAUCAGCAGGAUACUCCAGUGGCCCCUCGAUUUGAUAUAAACGCUCCAGAUCUGUACAUUCCAGCCAUGGCGUUCAUUACCUACAUACUGGUAGCUGGGUUAGCACUGGGAACACAAAACAGGUUCUCCCCUGAGAUCCUGGGAAUACAGGCCAGUUCUGCUCUGGUGUGGCUGAUCAUUGAGGUUCUGGUCACCUUGUUGAGUCUGUACCUGGUGACUGUCAACACAGACCUCACCACCAUAGACCUGAUCGCCUUCUCGGGGUACAAGUAUGUGGGAAUGAUUGUGGGGGUCGUGUCUGGGAUGCUGUUUGGCAGGACUGGUUAUUACUUGGUGCUGCUGUGGUGUUGUAUAGCGAUCUUUGUGUUCAUGAUCCGUUCUCUGAGGCUGAAGAUCCUCUCGGAAGCAGCCGCUCAGGGCGUGUUAGUCCGGGGAGCGAAGAACCAGCUGCGCAUGUACCUGACCAUGGCCAUCGCUGCUGCCCAGCCCAUCUUCAUGUACUGGCUCACCUACCACCUGGUCAGGUGAAUCCUGCUACACACACACACUCUUACACAGAAGAAUCCAACUGUCCUUUUCAGGCUUCAGGCGUCUAGCGGAGAACUCGGAGCUCGACGAACAAGCGUUUCAACUGCGAAAACCAUUGAGAGAGUUUCACUGAUGGACUGAUACAGAAUGAUUGUUAAAUCUCUAAAGCAGAAUAUUAGAUGGUUUUUGGUCUUCUGGAAUUAUGUACAGCUAUGGCCAAAUUUUGUUUUAUUUAUUUUGAAAUCCAACGUAAAAUACUAUAGUACUGUUAGGGCU